Diatraea saccharalis (sugarcane borer) is the source of this 690-nucleotide messenger RNA. NCBI's taxonomy places the organism in Eukaryota, Metazoa, Arthropoda, Insecta, Lepidoptera, Crambidae. The record is from the annotation of a GenBank genome assembly.
AUUAGUGAAGCAACACGUCCGCACCGCGGGAACACGAGCGGUGAAUGCUAACUUUAAAAGUAUCUAUUUAUAUUAUCUAAAUUACUAAUAUUGUUCCAGAGUCAAGAAGCAUCAGCAAAGAUUUGUUCAUUCUUACUUCUUAUGAUGGCAUAUCAUCCUGAUUGUCAGGAAAAACUCUACAAUGAAAUAAAGAGUGUACUUGGAGAUUCUGAUCGUGAUGUCACCGACGAUGACCUCAAGAGAAUGCCUUAUCUGGAAAUGGUAUUCAAGGAGACAUUGCGCUUGUUCCCGAUCGGUGCCAUGUUACAAAGGACUGUGACAGAGGAUAUCGCUAUAUUGUCUGGAUAUCUACCUGCCGGUUCCUCUAUGACAGUUUCCAUCUUCCAUCUACACCGUGACCCGAGGUUCUGGGACAACCCUGAAGCAUUUGAUCCGGAGAGAUUCAACCCGGAGAACACAGAUCGUGGCCACAAUAACGCAUACAUACCAUUUAGCUUAGGACCUAUGGAUUGUUUGGGAAGAUAUUUCGGGACCAAACUAGUGAAGACAAUUUGCACGAGGAUACUACGCGAAUACGAACUGACUUCUCUGAGCACCUACAAAGACUUGCGCGUGACUAUAUGUAUAUCAGUAGUCGCCCUCGAUGGAUACAAAAUUACAAUGAAGCCGAGAAGACAAUGUGCUAAAUAA